AUGGUUAUUCAGUUAGUUGGGGGCCUUACGAAAGCGUACAGUUGUGUGGGUGCGCUUAUUAGGCAGAGCAAUCCCUUACCCGCGUUUUAUCAAGCGCGAUCCAUACUCACUUUAGAGGAGGCCGGCAUGGCCAAGAACGCUUCAACAGGGUCGGACUCGGCUAUGGUUGCUGCAUCAUCUGAUAAUUCUCAGUUUGAUUUCGCUUCUCAUGGCCAAUCGAAAGGGAAAAAUCAGAAAAAGGAAGAGAAUUCCGGCAACUGCAAAAAUUCUGGAGGUGGUUCCGGACGCGACUCCGAUGGUGGCAAGAGCGGUCAGGGUUCCGGUGGUGGUUCCAGUGGUGUGCCUCGAGGUUCAGGUGGACAGCAGCCUUCGUCCUAG
This is a messenger RNA of Chenopodium quinoa (quinoa), 378 nucleotides long. RefSeq names its product endoglucanase 1-like. The transcript has a single exon. The coding region runs from base 1 to 378 and encodes 125 amino acids. The record is from RefSeq and is a predicted model, not a curated record. NCBI's taxonomy places the organism in Eukaryota, Viridiplantae, Streptophyta, Magnoliopsida, Caryophyllales, Amaranthaceae.